Molecule: messenger RNA, 1630 nt
Organism: Bactrocera latifrons
Lineage: Eukaryota; Metazoa; Arthropoda; Insecta; Diptera; Tephritidae
Product: division abnormally delayed protein-like
Source: RefSeq, a predicted model, not a curated record
GGACGUGCAUAGUGGAGAAACGGUUAUUUAACGCGAGUUAACCAAAUGAGUACAGUGGAGAAAAAAGAAAUAGAGCUAAUAAAAUARAAAAAGAAAUACCGUGCAAUAGUCAUAGCCAGCAAAUGAAGAGUCAAAAGCGCUGUGAGACGCGCGAAGUUUAUAAUUAAACGCAAGUGGAGAAGCAGAGGAAAAUAUUAGUGUUAAGAAAAGAAAAGUAAAUGAAAUAAGCAAUAACAGAAUCAAUGCAUGAAAUAUAAGCGAAUAAACACGAAGUGAGUAAAUAAAAUCAAAGAAGCGCAGCGACGUGCGUUUGCUAGUGAAGAUUGUGUUUUGUGUUUGAAGGCGAGCAAAAAAUAAAAGUUCAGAAGAAAUUGAGAAAAAAAAUAUUUACAUAUGUGUGUAAUAUCCAUUGAUUGGAAGUGUGUAUGCUAUUAACAGUGCAGAGUUCAGCGCAAACGAAAUUUUGUAUAAAUUAUUAAUUUCAUGUCGCAACACGGUGUUUUGUUGCAUUUUUGGUUGUGGUAGUUCAAAUUUUUGCAAAGUCUGUGAGUAUUCUCAGUGUUGGCCGUGUCUUGACCAGCUUUAUUGGCCUUAAACCUUCUAUGUUUUUGUCAGCGCGUUGUGUUUUUGCGGUUUAGUGGACGAUUAUGUCACUUUUUUUAAAAGCGUUUGCAGUGUUCUUGCGAGCGAGCGCCUAAUAAUAAUCAAAGCAGACAAGCAAAUACAAAUAAAAUACUGAAAAUAGAACAAGCGAUUAAUGAUUGCGCGUUGUAAGAGAAGCGAAAACAAAAACAAAAUCAAUAAAAACACACAAGUCUUGUUGCUACAAUCGUUUAUAAGCUGCAAGUAGUUGUGUAAAUUUUGUGAUUUUGUAUAAGUGGUUGAAUGUCUGUGCGCGAAGUGGGAACAAGUGACAACAAAAAUCAGCUGCUGAGCAAUAAAAACUUUUGUGUUAUGUGUUUUCGAUUGGCGGUCCAACAUAAAGGCGACGUCUUGUGUUAAUUAUUUGCAUACUCUUACAUCAAAGGGAAGUUGCCGACGACAUUAUAACAACAAAAUUAAUAAUAACAAUCAGAAUUAAAUUAAACUACAACAACAGUCAGAAUAAUUAAAGCACAUUAAAAGUAGUUAAAUAUCGCCUGUUGGGCGUUUAUAACACGCAUAAAGUCAUAUUAAGCGCUCUAAAGCCAUACAACAACAGCAACAAGCAAGCAAAAAGUGUGCGCACCAAAUUUGUUGUUACUACUACGCACCUACACACGCACACGUGCUAGUAUGGCUCACGCCGUCGAAGUUGCCGGCAAACGGAAUGCCACAAAGCCAAUAACAGCAGCAGCAGCGCAUAAAAAACAACAACUACGUCGACUAUUUCUGCUGUUGCAAGUUUGCAUUGCCGUUUUAGUGGCCAGCAGUUGUUUGGCAUUGCCAUCGGCGGCCGACGCGAAACAUCUCGAUGGUCAUCAUUUUCAUGCUCAUCAUGACCAACAACAACAACAGCAUGCACAUCACAGGCGCCGCUUGCAGCGCGAUUCGACCAGUAAAAUUUUAAACACACGCGAACAGUGCAACAGCGUGCGGGAUUACUUCGAGACGAUCGACGUUAAGCUGAUUGGCAACUUUGAGGAAAAAG